CUACAUUCGGUGAUCCUGAAAUAUUGUCAUGCAAAUGCCUGGGACUGAAAUAAACCAUGGAAAGUGGCUCGAGCAAGUUGGGGCUAAGUAUAAAUUGCCGCAUUAGGAGUAGAUAUAGUAGACUGCAACUCGGUUUGAAAGGUUCUGCAAACAUAAAGGCCUCAAUCAUAAUGUUUUCAGGCUGACGCAUUCUGGCUCGACACACCGGAUCACCCUCAAUCACGAUUAUUAUCUCCAUGAAUAGAUGUACACCCCGAGACAUUACUUCCAGCGAACCCUUUCUUGCAGAUGCAGGAUCGGCUCCCAAAAUGCUGCGUGCAAUUUCUGCGCAUCUGCAGAAAAAAAAUCAAUCCAAGUUGCGCAUAUAAAUAUAAACACGGGAGAUAAAUGCGGAGCAUGACUCUCGGUAGAAAUAAGAGGGACUGCGGACUCAGGUGGUCCAGAUAUUGCGAAACCGCCGAAGGCUCGCAAUCGAGUCCCGUCUUCGAUGUCUGGAACUGUACCUAUCUAGUCUAACUACCGUAUAUCAUCGCCGCAUACGUGCAGGAACAUCAGUAUCCUGUCGUCCCUCGUUGUCACUAUCAGCCCUAUCGUUACAACACCGACUGGUGACAAUAGGACCAGUGGAGGAACACCGUGGCCUGACAGCCGGGAGGUCAGGACCAUUUCAGAGGUCAGAAUAUGGCGACCGCCGAGUGCGUGGUCCAGGUCCUGCUGAUGGUGUUUGCACUUUCCUGCAAAGCUGCCCAGUCCGGGGUCCUGGUCACCGACACGACGAUGUCCAGGAUGGUGGAGCUGAAUGCAGAUGCACCGUUCUGUGCACUUUAUACGGACAGAGGCGUCAUCCAGAAGAUGGUGCACGGAGCCGAGCCCACGAGGGUUCGCCAGAUGAACAGCAUCCUCGUGGCCGACCUCGAGGAGACCUGCAAAGCCUCUCGAGACAAAGGGAAGAACCAGGCUCCAGGCAGCGGACUGAUCUACCCUGGGACCAAAUGGUGCGGACCUGGGAACACGGCAAGGUCUUACGACGAGCUCGGGUACCACGUCAGGGAAGACGCCUGCUGCAGGGAGCACGAUCAUUGUCCAAAAAUUAUCGGGCCUUACCAGUGCAUCGAUGGGAUCUGCAACAAUUCCCCGUUUACGAGGUCUCACUGCGAGUGCGACACGAAGCUGAGAACUUGUCUGCAAAAUUUGAACACCCAGGUGGCGAACACCCUGGGAGCGCUCUUCUUCAACGUCAUCCAGAUCACCUGUUUCGAGGAGAGACGUCCCUGCUCCGAAUGGCAAAGAAAUGGAUAUGAGACUUCCGUGUCCAAUCGGUUGUGUGCCCAGUACAAGUUCCGGCCCAGCAUGAAAUACGUGCCACAGAUGCCUUUGAAUCACAUGAACCAUUAAACGAACUCGAGGUCCAGAAAUUCUGUGCAUCCGUUACAGCAAUGCAAGUGACCCCCUCGUGGUCAUUUAGUAAUUGCACGUACACACUUAAAGUAUGAAACAGGGACUCGGACUAGGCGAAAUCAUGCAAUAUCAAAGACAAAUAUAGCACUAGACCCGUCCGACUGUAUUGUAAUCUUCAAGAGAGAACGAGUACUCCGGUGGAUUAAUUAAAUAAACUCGUCUGAUCGUUGAA
Molecule: messenger RNA, 1630 nt
Organism: Orussus abietinus
Lineage: Eukaryota; Metazoa; Arthropoda; Insecta; Hymenoptera; Orussidae
Product: acidic phospholipase A2 PA4
Exons: 5
Coding region: 682-1395 (237 amino acids)
Biological process (GO): phospholipid metabolic process; arachidonate secretion
Source: RefSeq, a predicted model, not a curated record